Gilbertella persicaria is the source of this 3237-nucleotide messenger RNA. Its product is annotated as P-loop containing nucleoside triphosphate hydrolase protein. Gene Ontology annotation, cellular component: cytosol; ribonucleoprotein complex. The coding region runs from base 1 to 3237 and encodes 1078 amino acids. Lineage: Eukaryota; Fungi; Mucoromycota; Mucoromycetes; Mucorales; Choanephoraceae. Gene Ontology annotation, molecular function: ribosome binding; GTPase activity; GTP binding. The record is from RefSeq and is a predicted model, not a curated record. Gene Ontology annotation, biological process: cytosolic ribosome assembly. The transcript is spliced from 7 exons.
AUGCCAGCCAUAACACCAGCACAGCUUUCAGUGCUCCAGCAUAAUACAAAAAAUAUCAGGAAUAUUUGUAUUCUUGCUCACGUUGACCACGGCAAAACAACACUGUCUGACUCGCUAUUGGCAACCAACGGCAUUAUUUCCUCGAAAAUGGCAGGCAAAGUAAGAUAUCUGGAUUCUCGCGAAGACGAGCAAGAAAGAGGCAUUACAAUGGAAUCUAGUGCCAUUAGUUUAUAUUUUAAGCUUGUCAGAUCUGUUACUUCAGAAGAGGCGCAGUUAAAGACAGUAGAAAGUGAAUACCUCAUCAAUUUGAUUGAUUCCCCGGGUCAUGUUGAUUUCUCUUCUGAAGUAUCUACUGCUUCUCGAUUAUGUGAUGGUGGUCUUGUCUUAAUCGACGUGGUAGAAGGUGUUUGUACACAGACAAUUUCUGUUUUGCGUCAAGCAUGGAUUGAUAAAGUAAAGCCAAUUUUGGUGUUUAAUAAAAUGGAUCGAUUGAUUGUUGAAUUGCAAAUGACACCUCAUGAAGCCUAUAUCCACAUGAAUAAGAUUCUAGAACAAGUCAAUGCUAUCAUGGCAACAUUCUUCACAGGAGAUUUGAUGGAAGAUGAAGCAAGAAAGAUGGCAGAGACACAAAAGGAAGAAGAAGAGUUUGAUCCCAACAAAGUUUAUGAUUGGAGUGUAGAAGAACGCGAUGAUUCUGAUAUUUACUUUGAUCCUGCAAAGGGAAAUGUUAUUUUUGCCAGUGCUGUCGAUGGCUGGGCCUUUAGAGUUCAACAGUUUGCUUCUCUUUAUGCAAACAAACUUGGCUUUAAAGAAGAAGUUUUACAGAAAUGCUUAUGGGGUGAAUAUUACUUUGAUCCAAAGGCCAAACGUGUUAUUUUACCAAAACAUCUCAAGGGUAGAAACUUGAAGCCUAUGUUUGUUCAAUUUGUACUUGAAAACAUCUGGGCAGUUUAUACCAAUGUCGUUAUCGAGCCUGAUCGUGAAAAGGUGGAAAAGAUUGUAGGUGCAUUGAAAAUUAAGGUUCUGCCUAGAGAUUUGCGUUCUCGCGAUCCUCAAAUUUUACUUUCUGCUAUUUUCUCUCAAUGGCUUCCACUCUCUACUUGUGUUCUUUUGGCCAUUAUUGGUCAGUUACCGCCUCCUAAAGAAGCUCAGCGCAUCCGUAUUCCUAAAAUGUUGUAUCCCAAUGUGCAUCACAAAGAUAAAGAGCCUCUCGAACCUACAAAUAAUAUCGAAAAAGCAUUGUACAGCUGCGAUGUUUCUGAUGAAGCUCCUGUAGUUGCCUAUAUCAGUAAAAUGUUUGCUGUCCCUGUUGAAUUGUUGCCAGAAAAUCGUCGAAAGCAAAUGACAGCCGAAGAAAUGAGAGAACGCGGUCGCCAACAACGUGAGCUUCGCAACCAACAAGCUCUGCUGGAUCAAUCUGGUGAAGGCAUUCCUAUCAACAACGUUGUAGAAGAAGAAGAGCAAGAACAAGAAAGUGAACUGUCUGAAGAACCCAAAGGUGAAAAACUAGUUGGUUUUGCUCGCCUUUAUAGUGGCUCUAUUCGUGUAGGCCAAAGACUGUAUGUUAUGGGACCCAAAUACGAUCCUAAAUACCCUAAAAAGCACGUUUCUGAAAUUGUUGUACAAAGCUUGUAUUUAAUUAUGGGUCGUGAUCUGGAGUCUCUAGAUGAAGUGUGUGCUGGUAAUGUCUUUGGUAUUGGUGGUUUAGAAGGUCAUAUUCUUAAAAACGGUACUUUGGCUAGUACUUUAGAAGAUGCUCGUAAUAUGGCUGGCGUUAAAAUGGAGACUUCUCCUAUCGUACGCGUUGCUUUAGAACCUGAAGACCCUACUGAAAUGGACAAACUUGUUGAAGGCCUGCGCUUGCUGAAUCAAGCCGAUCCUUGUGUUGAAGUACUAGUACAAGAAACGGGCGAACAUGUUAUUUUGACAGCUGGUGAACUGCAUUUAGAGCGUUGUUUGCGUGACUUGAAGGAGCGAUUUGCCAAGAUUGAAAUUCAUGCUUCAGAGCCUAUUGUUCCCUUUAGAGAAAGUAUUGUGCGUGCUGAUUUAGCUGUCAACAAAGAGAAAGAAGGUGUAAUGGUUCCUCGAGGUCGUGUAGAGAUCAAGAUUAAUUCUAAGCUUAUGACUCUAAAAGUUCAAACAGUGCCUUUGCCUACUCGAGUCACUGAGUUUUUGACAAAACAUUCUGCAUCUAUUAAGGCAGUUGUUGAUGAGAAGAUCGCCAAAAAGAACCAUAAACGUGAAGAUGAUGACGAUGAAGAAACAGGGGACGCGUCGCCAUUGAAUGCCAACAACUUACUGAAUACAGAAGAGCUUGAACAACAACUUCGACAUGAGUUUGCUGAAGCAAAGAAAGAAGGAGGUCCUUUUACCUCCUUAUGGGAUGACAUUGUUGAUCAUAUCUGGGCUUUUGGUCCUCGUCGUAUUGGUUCCAACUUGUUGAUCAACCGUAUUCCUGGCUAUGUCAGAAAACCCUUUUUCCAAGUAGAUUCAAAGAAGAGUACUGAAGUCGCUGUCGAUCAUGCUGAUGAAGUAAUCAAAGUAGAUGAUGAUAAUGAUGCACUCUCUAUUCUAGAUGUGGACUUCCAUAUCCACACUGGUUUCCAAUUGACUACAUUGACUGGCCCUCUUUGUGCAGAACCAAUGACUGGUGUUUGUUAUAUUGUCCAAGGUGUUGAAUUUCAUCCUGAAGAAUUAGUUUCUUCAAACGGAGAACAAGUCGAUGUUCGCUCUCGUCUCCAUACUGUUCAAGGCCAAGUUAUUGCUGCUGCCAAAGAAGCUUAUCGUCAAGGUUUCUUGGAUUGGUCUCCUCGUCUGCUUUUAGCUAUGUAUACAUGUGAUAUUCAAGCUAAUGCAGAAGUACUUGGUCGUGUCUAUGGUGUUAUUUCUAAGCGAAAGGGUAAGAUUGUCUCUGAAGACUUGAAGGACGGUACAUCAUUCUGGCAAAUCAAAGCUUUAUUGCCUGUGAUUGAAAGUUUUGGUUUCUCUGAUGAAAUUCGAAAGAGAACAUCUGGUGCUGCUAGCCCACAGUUGGUGUUUAGUGGAUUCGAUUUACUAGAUGAAGAUCCAUUCUGGGUUCCUACUACUGAAGAAGAGUUGGAGGAUUUAGGUGAGAAGGCUGAUAAGGAGAACUUGGCUAGAAAAUAUAUGGACACUGUCCGAAAAAGAAAGGGAAUGUUUGUCGAAAAGAAACUGGUUGAACAUGCUGAAAAGCAAAGAACAUUGAAAAAGAAUUAG